This is a messenger RNA of Rhodamnia argentea, 2531 nucleotides long. Its product is annotated as serine/threonine protein phosphatase 2A 57 kDa regulatory subunit B' theta isoform-like. Lineage: Eukaryota; Viridiplantae; Streptophyta; Magnoliopsida; Myrtales; Myrtaceae. The record is from RefSeq and is a predicted model, not a curated record. Gene Ontology annotation, cellular component: protein phosphatase type 2A complex. Gene Ontology annotation, biological process: signal transduction. Bases 726 to 2303 code for a protein of 525 amino acids. Gene Ontology annotation, molecular function: protein phosphatase regulator activity. The transcript has 3 exons.
CUUGACCAAUAUUGUUUUUUUAAACAUAAAAAGGUUGUCAAGUAACCCCAGAGCGCCAUUUGAAAGCAGGCAGAGUGAUUCGUGGCUACUUCUCCAGAGAAAACCAUCACGAGGAAAAAAUCGAGUGAAAAGUCUAAAAAGACGGAAGAAUUUCUCCAGAAACACGAACCCAAUCGGCGAAAAAAGGCAAAAGUCGAGUUCUUUCUCCUUGUUGGGGUUGCUUUUUUGGUGGCUAGAACACGAGGACAGCGAAUGUGGUGAAUAUGCUUUGGCGCUCUCUCGUUUUGAGCCAAGAUCAGAGAACAAAAUGAGGGGUUUCUAGAGCUGAGGAUCAAAAGGUUUUUCCCUUGUCCUUCGAUUGGAGCAGCUAUUGCAUUCUCAUUUGGUUUUAAGAAUUGGGUCGAAAGAAGUUGGGGUUUUUGGUGCUUCAAGUUCUGAGGAUAGAUGAUGGUGAAAUUCAGCAUCAGGGCAUGAAGCUGAAGAAGGGUUUUUAUGACCUUCUUCUUCUUCUGCUAAUGGGGAUUAUUUGAAGCUGUUGUACAGUAUGAUCUGCGUCCUUUUUGUUGUUUGAAUUGGUAGCUGAAGUUUUGUGUGGUUGGGGCUUAAGUGAGUGUUUAAGAUGUUGUGAGGGAAUCUGAUUUGCUGAGGAAGGGCUUUUCCAUCUCUUGGGAACUGAUAUUGCUUUUCUCUGGGGAAGAGGAGACGCCUAGUGCAUUGUACAAAUAAUGUUCAAACAGUUUCUCAGCAAGCUUCCACGUAAAUCAUCGAAGUCAGCCGACAGUCGUGAUAAUGGUGGGAGCUCUAAUCCAUAUGCCAACGCUUCGAUCAACUCGAGAAGUGGUGAGCUUGGAAGUGCCAAGUCUGGGGCCCUGAACCCGGUGUCAAGUUCCGCUCCUAACCAUGGUUCAGAUAAGGGGUCGAAUCAUGGCACCAAGACUUCACGGAACUCAAAUGUCCAGCUUAAUGGGUAUUCAGUGUCUUCUGCUUAUGAAGCAUUGCCUGGAUUCAAAGAUGUACCGAGUUCUGAGAAGCAGCACUUAUUCAUAAGGAAGCUGAACCUGAGUUGCAUCAUAUUUGAUUUCACUGACCCAACAAAGAACCUUAGAGAGAAGGAAAUCAAGCGGCAGACAUUAUUAGAGCUGGUAGACUAUGUAACUGCUGUUAAUGGGAAGUUCACUGAAACAGUAAUGCAGGAAGCCACAAAGAUGGUAUCCUUGAAUUUAUUCAGGGCACUAACUCCUCAACUGCGUGAGAACAAAACAAUAGAAGCCUUUGAUCUGGAGGAAGAGGAACCUUUGAUGGAUCCUGCAUGGCCCCACUUGCAGCUUGUUUAUGAAUUCUUCUUCAGGUUCGUUGCAUCAUCAGAGACGGACGCUAAAUCGGCCAAAAGAUACAUUGAUCACUCUUUUAUUCUUAAAUUGUUAGACUUGUUUGACUCAGAAGAUCCCAGAGAAAGGGAAUACUUAAAAACUAUUUUGCACCGUAUCUAUGGGAAAUUUAUGGUUCAUCGCCCAUUCAUCAGGAAAGUCAUCAACAACAUAUUUUACUGUUUUAUUUUCGAAACUGAGAAGCAUAAUGGCAUUGCUGAACUUCUGGAGAUUCUCGGUAGCAUUAUUAAUGGGUUUGCUCUGCCAUUGAAAGAAGAACAUAAACUUUUCCUUGUGAGAGCACUGAUUCCCCUGCACAAGCCAAAGUGCUUGGCUAUGUAUCAUCAACAGUUAUCCUACUGCAUCACUCAGUUUGUGGAGAAGGAUAGCAAACUUGCUGAUACAGUCAUCAGGGGUCUUCUUAAGUACUGGCCGGUUACGAAUAGUUCAAAAGAAGUGAUGUUCUUAAGUGAGUUGGAGGAAGUUCUAGAAGCAACUCAGCCGCCCGAGUUUCAACGUUGUAUGGUGCCCUUGUUCCGACAAAUUGCUCGUUGUCUGAGCAGUUCACAUUUUCAGGUGGCUGAACGAGCACUUUUUUUCUGGAACAAUGACCAUAUCGAGAAUUUAAUCAAGCAAAAUCGCAGUGUGAUACUGCCUAUCAUCUUCCCUGCCCUUGAGAAAAAUGCCAGGGACCACUGGAACCAGGCUGUUCACAGCUUGACCCUGAACGUCCGUAAACUAUUUUAUGAUCUUGACCCCGAACUGUUCAAAGAAUGCCUGACCAAGUUCCAGGAGGAUGAGGCAAAGGAAGAUGACAUCAAAGCGAGACGCGAGACCACGUGGAAACGCUUGGAAGAAGCCGCCGCGAAGAAAGCUUCGAGCAACGAGGCUGUGCUUGUACUUGCCAAAACAUUGUCUCGAAUGACUUCAGGUUAGCAUGAACAGCACUUAUCCCUCUGCUGUUGGUUCUAGUGGCUUGGUUUAUUUUGUCUAGUGGGGUUGAUGAUUAGAGUCGGGAAGGGUUAAUGUUCAAGGAUUGCUGCUGUAUACUAUCUUCAUUGGAGGGAGUUUUCUGUAAUGUAGCGAAGGAUGAUGACUUGACAUUGGUCGAAGGCCACAAACAUUUACUGUAAUCGAUCCGCCCUGUUUUAUUUUUCUCCUAAA